Molecule: messenger RNA, 2665 nt
Organism: Nymphaea colorata (pocket water lily)
Lineage: Eukaryota; Viridiplantae; Streptophyta; Magnoliopsida; Nymphaeales; Nymphaeaceae
Product: putative B3 domain-containing protein Os03g0621600
Exons: 6
Coding region: 407-1495 (362 amino acids)
Molecular function (GO): DNA binding
Source: RefSeq, a predicted model, not a curated record
GCCAACUACGUCUGAGUUUUGGAACAGGCUCCGAACGUGUGAACCUGUGAUCCGAUCGUAAGAUGGUCUCCUCUCAUCCGUCAAUCACCCGAUCCUGACUAAUGGUUUGGUCGUCACCUCCAAGAAGAAGAAAUGAUGGGAAUAAGUGAACGUACGCCGCCUAUUUCUCUCAGGAUUUAUUGGAAUGCUCAUGACUUUGGUAGGCCCAAGAAUCAUUUUUGAGGAUAUCGAAUGGGGAAUGGCAGUCGCCGGCUGAUCUCUCGCUCGCAGGACUCUGCCACUUCUGCGAUGGAUUUAGACAUUACAAUAUUGACGAUCUGUCAUAAAAUUCUUUGGUGUCGAAAGGCUUCAUUUUCUGAAGCUGGUACUCAUUGUAGACUUGGCUUCUCUCUGAAACCGGACUGAGAUGCAGAGGUGUAAAGAAUGUGGGGAGCCCGUAGGGCGGUUCCAGGAGAAGAAGCAAAGAAUAAUAGAUAACGCGAUUGGGUUGCGUUUCUUUAAGAUCAUGAUCGGAGAUUUCACUUCAAACCUUUGCAUUCCUCCAGCCUUUGCAAGUCGUAUCAGGGUGGACAAGUGCGCCACUGCCACCUUAAAUAACCGCACAUCUAUCCCCUGGCCUGUGAAAGUACAUUGGGAAAACAAUCUUUUGUUUCUAGGAGAUGGUUGGCGAGAAUUUGCUGAGCAUCAUUCUCUGCAAUAUGGAGAUUUUCUGGUGUUUAAUCACAAUGGUGACUUGGAUUUUGAUGUCCAAAUAUUUGAUAGAAGUGGGUGUGAAAGGGUGGCUGCACACCUCGCCAAGAGGGGGAAGGUACACAAGGUGGAGGAAGAAGCUAAAGAGCCGCACGGUCCAUCAAAAGGUCCUUUGAAUGACUCACUCGUCUUGGGAGGAGCCAUGGGGAAAAAACCACUGAAUCCUGGAAAAGCUCUCUCUCUUUCUGAUCAUCCUGCAUUCAUGUCCACUUAUCGAUAUGCUUCAGGACGGCGGGAAGUUACCAAAGAAGAAAGGCUGCAAGCUUUAGAAGCAGCUCACAGCUUGAAACUAAAUCGACCUCAUUUUACAGUUACCAUGUCUGAAUCAAAUGUCUACAUGAGAUUUACGGUGAGCAUACCAAGGAGUUUUUUGCUCAAAUGUUGCUUGAACAAUGAAGUAACUCUUCGAAACUCAAAUGGUAUGUCAUGGCAAGUCGGAUGUUGUUACCAUGCAGAUGGCCGUGCUGAAUUUAUACGUGGUUGGGGCCCUUUUUCGCUUGCUAAUAAUUUGGAAGAAGGAGAUGUGUGUGUUUUUGAGUUAACUCACGAGGACUCUGCGAUGGAUGUACACAUUUUCAGGGUGGUGGAUGAAACUACCCUACCUUUUCCAUGCCAAAAGCUGCCCAAGAAAUCAUCCAAGCAGAAGAAAGGCUGCGGCCAUUGGAGAUACUUACCUCUGCAAGCUAAGUUUUUGUUGCAAGUAUUUUUGGCUCGUAGACAUGAAGAGGUCCGAGCUGUGUCAUGAGAGCUGCCUGGGAGAAAAGGAGAUGGCGCCAGAGUAUUUCUUCACGAUCAUGGUUAGCGACUUCGAUUCCAUACUAGUGAGCGUCGCCAAUCGCCAAGCCUUUUCUAUUACGUGUUUAUUUUCUGCUUGUUCUUUUUUCUUUUUUUUGAAGGUUGGUUUCUCUGUUUCAUGCCGGAACUGCGUAUCAGUAUCAUGUUCUUCUCCUUUCCCUCUGUACAUGUUCUGUGAUAUCCACCAAUCCUCUCGACAUGAUUUAUGCGAUUUUCUGCCUUUAGGCUUUGCAUUACUUCUUGGUUCGUCUCACUAAAAGAACACUCUUGUAAAGGUUACCUACUUGUCUGGUGCUUGUUGUGCAAUAUGAAAUCCAUUAUAUUUUAGAUUACCGUACCUUGUUUUUUUAACAGGACAUGGCUAUGGUAAACUCUAUUAUGGUUGUUACAAUAUGAUCAGACGAAUCAAAUAUUUUCUUUUCAAACUUUGAGACUAUUUUUCCCGGUUGCUUGCUUGAUCUUUCACUGAGAUAAUCUUGAUGAGACUCGUAGAUUCAGUGGGCUCUAAUAUUAAUGAAGUGUCAAAAGAAUCAGUAAUUUGAUCGGAUGAUGAACAUACCUUUUUCUUUCUCCACCAUCACCCUUGGUGUAUAUGUAAAUGCAAAUUAACUUCGGCUCUGUUAGUUUCAAUCUUCAUUCAUUUUUUUAGGCGCAUACUUUUUCGUUUCGCAAAAUUCUGUGAAAUCCCCACCUUUUCCUUUAUUGCGAAAAGACAUUUUUCAAUACUACCAACGUGGAAGAAAUGAAAGAAAAAGAAUCUAAAGAUGAAAACUUCGGCCUCCCACAAGAAGUUUGGAGAAGAAGGUCAUGAACAUGAACCACAUGAUAUUUCCUAUGUUCGUCCCUCCAGAAGGACUCAAUGUCAUGGCCGACUUCAGAUAAAGGAAACACCUAGUCCGAACAAGCCUCUCAUCUUCAAUGCUCGCUAUAUAUCAGGAGGACGACGAUCUGUGACGGUCAGAGAGAGGAAGAGGGCAGUGGCUGCUGCUAAAUCUUUGACUCUAACUCGUCCACAAUUCAUGCUAGUGAUGAAUGUGUAUAAAAGAUUUAAUGUAGCAUGCGUUCUUCUCUUGUUCAAUAAAUUAGAGGAAAUUUAUGGUGAGGAUGCCCUGUACACUCA